UAGGCAGAAAUGAGUAAGAGCCAGAGCUGAAGUAGUGCACGGCGUAAUUCCUGCUCUGUGAUCCACGCUCCAAGUGAAAAAACCGGGAGAGGGGGCAGAGAGAGGCAGUGACCGGCUCAGCCUUUGCAACCGGCUCAAGACAGAACGUCUAUAGAUAUUUAUAGAUACUAAAACAAAAACAACAACCUCACCCUGAAUUGAGGUUUUCUUAAAAAGAAGGUCCUGGCAAUUCUAUCUUAUUUAAGCAAUUUCCUGAGUCUAAGAAUAGAAAUGAGCUGCCUGGAAGGCACUGCAGGCUGAAAUUUGGAGACAUAGGCUGCUUUAUUUUAUUUUUCUACAUAUAAAAACCUUUCGUUUGGAUACUGGAUUUUGAUGUGGGUUUUUGCAGCGGAGAGAUGUAUGGUUACUUUUAAUUCUACUUUUUUUCCCCCCCCUCUGUUUUAAUUUAAAAAACAAGCUUUCCAGUUAAAAAGCAAGGAAGCUGUUUUACCUGCGUGUGACAAUCCCAGAGGACACCGAUCAAGAAACAGGAGUGACUUGGUUUUCUGCACUACUUUACUCCUACCCCCAUUUAUUUUUUCGGGGGAGGGAAGGAUUUUUCCAGUCCAAGAACCUCUUGCCCCCAAGUUUUGGAAGGGGGGCUGAAGAACUGUCACCCAUCUGGGGGUGCAUGAAGGCUAUCGCUUUUCUUUCUCUGUCACCUUGGUUCUGUGGAGGCUUGGAGGAGAACUUUGCCUGGCAGAAGAGGAUGAUGUGGAAGUGGCUGGGCGCCCUGCUGCUGUUCCCGGUGCAGAUGGUGUAUCUGGUGGUGAAAGCCGCCGUGUGCCUGCUGCUGCCGCCCAAGCUGCGGGACCUGUCCCGGGAGAACGUGCUGGUGACCGGCGGGGGCCGCGGCAUCGGCCGGCACCUGGCCCGGGAGUUCGCCCGGAGAGGAGCCAGGAAGAUCAUCCUGUGGGGUCGGACUGAGAAAUGCCUGAAGGAGACCACGGAGGAGAUCAGGAUGAUGGGGACAGAGUGCCACUACUUCAUUUGUGACGUGGGGAACCGUGAGGAGGUCUACCAGCAAGCCAAGGCCGUCAGGGAAAAGGUGGGUGACAUCACCAUCCUGGUGAACAAUGCUGCUGUGGUUCAUGGGAAGAGCCUGAUGGACAGCGACGACGAUGCACUGCUGAAAUCCCAGCACAUAAACACCCUGGGACAGUUCUGGACCACCAAAGCAUUCCUGCCAAGGAUGCUGGAGCUCCAGAAUGGGCACAUUGUUUGCCUGAACUCUGUCCUGGCCUUGUCAGCCAUCCCUGGUGCCAUUGACUAUUGCACCUCCAAAGCCUCAUCCUUUGCUUUCAUGGAGAGCCUGACCCUGGGGCUGCUGGACUGUCCUGGAGUGAAUGCCACCACAGUCCUGCCCUUCCACACCAGCACAGAGAUGUUCCAGGGCAUGAGAAUCAGGUUCCCUAGUCUCUUUCCUCCUCUCAAGCCAGAGACAGUGGCCAGGAGGACAGUAGAAGCUGUUCAGAUGAACCAAGCCUUCCUGCUCCUCCCAUGGACAAUGCAUGUCCUUGUUAUCCUAAAAAGCAUUCUCCCCCAGGCAGCACUUGAAGAAAUCCACAAGUUUUCUGGGAGCUACACCUGCAUGAACACUUUUAAAGGACGAACAUAGGCUGGCACCAGGACUGCUCUGCAGUGAGCCCAGCACAAGCAUGAAAAUCCUCCAGGACUGGGAAUCAGCAGCUCUUGGCUUUCAGCCUGUUCAUGUGACUUGUGCUGCUCUGAGGCAACACAUUUCUUGCAGGUCAUAUCCAUAGUAACAUGACCUUUGCACAGGAUUGAGUGAGUGGACUAUGGACCCUUGGAAAGGAAAAAACAGAAAGUGUGAAAUGUUUCUAUGAUGUUUAAUUCCUUAGAGUUCAAUUGUUAAAUCUACUCAUAGUUUUAAGAUGUGAUUUUUGUUUCUCAAGUAUCUGGGGGCUGUCUCAGGGGAGAGGCAGCUCAUCCCAUCCCAAACACACUCUGUGCCCUCUCUCCAGAGGAGCUGCCACUGGUUUCAUUUCAGCUUUUUGAAUGGGGAACUUGAGAAUUACUUGGAAGAACUAAAAGAUACGGACGUUUCAUGGACGCUUCCUUCUCUUUCUCCACUUCCCAUCCCUGAUGAAGCUGUUCCCAGCACACACUGGGGAAGGAGCAAACCAUGAGGCAAUGUUUUCUCUGCUAAAGGCCACCCAGGACUUCUCUUUCUGGGCCCAGAAAAGCUGUUGUGCUUCCCCUCUGGAGGCUGGACAGGAAGGCUCAGGCAGCAGAGCUGAGAGUUUAAAUAGUGGGAGAUUCUUUGUGUCACUGAAUUCAUAUGUGAAAUUGUCGUUCUGAUUUUUUUUGUUGUUCAUUUCUGAUAAAAUAUAAAUAUAUUUUUAGUGUUAAUCCCAGAUUGCCACACAUGUAGGCAGCAGCACAUUGGGGAUGAACUAAAUCUAGGAACUAAAACUAGAGCCUGCUUGUACAAACAUACAUUCAUUGACACAAUCCAUGCAGAGGAAAAUCCAUUAUAUCAGUCUGCACAGUGAAGUGGAAUAAUGCUCUAAGAGACAGUGCUGUUGUGCUCAUGAGAUGUGAAUUUUGGGAGCACAUUUAGCAAAGAGCUGAUUAAAUGCAUUUUGAAUUCAUCUGGGAAUAAACCCAUUGUGCUUUAGGGACAUUGAGUCAGGCACUGAUCAGCCAAAAUGAUAAAUAUGCUUGGGCUGAGGUGCCAGAAGCAGCUAGAUAUUAUUUAUUUUUGUAGUGAAAUAUUCUCUUUGACAGCCUAGGAAGGGCAGCACUGCAUUCCCGUGCAAAAUGCAGUGAGCAGCACAUUGGAGCACUGCUAACAGAGAAAUUAAUUUAAUUGCAAUACAGGAAGUAGCAAGUCCAGCUGGAAACACCUGAAUGAAGUGCCUCAAGGGUGGAUGUGUGAUUAAAGGAGUGAAUUUAGGGCUCCUGACUCGAAUUUCAAGCUUUUCUGGAGAUGUCCUGGAUGGCUUGGGGCAAAAUGCAUCAUCUGAAGGAGCACCCUGACCUGCAAAGCAGAUAUUUCUGGUGUUUCCCUACCUCAAAAUUGCAAGUCUGACUACCUAAAUGUCUGUCAAAAGCUCAGCAAAUUCAAAUGCAACAUUUUAUAGAAAGUCAAAGCAGUAUUUGUUCAUGGACCAGGAGCUUCUAUACAGAAAUUUGGAUGAGGAAAAAACCCAUAUACUAAAAUUUAUCAUCUAAAAGACUUCUGAGGCACAGCAGAAAAGCUGUGAGCUGUGCUUAAAACACUCCUUUGGUUCUGCCACGUAGAAUGGAGACCUGCAACUGAGAUGCAAAGGUAUGAGGGUUAAAAUCAGGUCUGACCUUGCUGCAGACCAGUGGAUUUCUCCUUUCUGGAGCUCUCCCAGGGGAAGGUGCUGCCAGAAGUGUUGGGGUCCCUCUGCCUGGGUGAGUGUUUGGAGGGGCUCUCCUGCCUGAGUCAGUGCAGAGCUGUAACCUGGAGCACUGUGACACCUCUGGAUAUCUGGAAUUCCUGGAUAUCUGGAGAGGAUGAAAAGAAACUUCAAUAUCUGUGAUUCUGAGACCCACCCUAAUAGAUGCUUCAGGCUUUAUUUUUUGUCAAUUUUUUUGAGAAGCCCAUCUCACUGAAAAGUCAAGUGCCAUGAGGGGAGAACCCUUCAGGGUUCCCUCCAGGAUCUGCCUGGAAUUCUGAAGGUACCAGGUUUAUCAGGAGAGGUUGAUAUGGUGAUACCCAACUUCCCCUCGUGCUCUCUGAUCCUUUCCAGUUUCUCAUUAAUCCCAGCUGGGUGUGCCAGGCUUGUAGCUGCAAGUGCAAUCACCGGUGCUGAAAGAGCAGAGUCCCCUGGAAAUUAAACCUUUGUGCUGAGAAUUCUGUUCAUUGAUAACUUCCCAUGCAAAAAUGAGCUAAAAACACACUGGAAUCCACAUCCACCCCAAAUCCUGUCCCUUCAAUAGAUCUGCUCUUUCCCUGCAGCGCACAAAAGAUGUUGCCUAUCUCCAGGGUUGCCUUACACACUGUUGAUUUCUUUCUGAUGUUUGCUGAUGAUUUCUUUCUUUCUGAUGAAUACAAACGAGCCAGGAGGAGCUGAGGCUCAUCCUCUCUGCUCUCUCACACACACAGAGCUCCCUGUGCCUUCCCUCGGGGUCCCAGAGCAGACAGCAGGUCAAAUAGCAGCCACAGUGGGGGAGAGGCUUGCAGCAAGCAGAAAAUGAUGAGGAAAACAUUAACUUUGCUUUUCAGAUAGCAGGGAGGAGUUGGGUAAGAGAGAUCCUUCCCUGGUGAGUGUUGCAGACAGGACGGGCUCCAUCGAGCUGCAGACGUGCAUGGAGACUCUGAAAAGUUUUUUUUUAAUAGAAAGGCUCCUCUGGAAUGCCUGCUGGGGUCUGCUGGGACCUUCCCACAUAAGGGUAGGGUUGGGUAAUCUUGAAGUGCUGCAAAUGUGGACAAGCUUUGUUGAAGCCUAAGGCCUUCUCCGAGGAAUUUCCGCCCUUUGAUUUACUUUAAUUUUGAUUUUCCCCGCUCUCUCUGCUGCCUCCUGCUCUCCACUGCACAAUUACUUUUUGCCUUCUGUUUUCCUGUGUCAUCACUGCACUUAUCUGUGCCACCAUCUUGAAGCCAGAUGUCAUCCUAGAGUCUGGAGUAAAUGGAGAUUGGGGCAUUCAUUUAUUAUCCUGCUGGAGGAAUCCAGGUGAAGCUGCAGGAGCAGCUCACAGGAGUUUCAUAGGAAAUUAGUUUUACUUGCUGCAAACUCUGAAAAAGUAAAAAGAGUCCUCACUAUGGCUCUUAUCUUGCUGGAGGAAUCCAGGUGAAGCUGCAGGAGCACAAGAGUUUCAUAGGAAAUUAAUUUUACUUGCUGCAAACUCUGAAGAAGUAAAAGAGUCCUCACUAUGGCUCUUAUACAGGAGAUUAUUGCUAGUUUAAAAUUUGAAUGAUAGAGAAACAUAAGCUGGUUUGGGACAUGUUCCCUUCAC
Molecule: messenger RNA, 4989 nt
Organism: Melozone crissalis (California towhee)
Lineage: Eukaryota; Metazoa; Chordata; Aves; Passeriformes; Passerellidae
Gene: DHRS3
Product: dehydrogenase/reductase 3
Exons: 6
Coding region: 671-1657 (328 amino acids)
Cellular component (GO): lipid droplet
Molecular function (GO): oxidoreductase activity, acting on the CH-OH group of donors, NAD or NADP as acceptor
Source: RefSeq, a predicted model, not a curated record